This is a messenger RNA of Ambispora gerdemannii, 450 nucleotides long. The record is from the annotation of a GenBank genome assembly. Lineage: Eukaryota; Fungi; Glomeromycota; Glomeromycetes; Archaeosporales; Ambisporaceae.
AUGCCUUUUACUCUUGCAAAAGCAGAAAAGGCCGUCAUUAAAAUUCCUCCAUUCAUCUUGGAAGUAAUCACAGGAAUGCUUCUCAGCGAUGGUCAUCUUCAGUUUAGAGUAAUAAAUGCUCGACUCGAAAUUGACAAAAGAAAGGAAUUUGUACAAUGGCUAUGGAAUCUUUUUGUUUCUAUAGGAAUUAUUAGUGCAGUACCCAAUAGACGAUCCGAACUGAUGUUAAACGGGCGUAGAAUUCUUGGCGUCACUGGUCAUGAUGUCAACUUAAAUGAGAAAAAACGCGUAAAAGUGACUGCAAUUCCCGUUUUUGAUUCACUGGAAAUCCGUGCUAUCUGGUUGGAAUUGCGAUUUGGCGCAGCUGAAUCAAAAAUGGAGAGUUUAAAAUUAUAUAUUAGGUAUUUGACAAUUUUGAUCCCUGCAAUUUCUUUGUGGCGCAAUGUUUAA